Molecule: messenger RNA, 501 nt
Organism: Drepanopeziza brunnea f. sp. 'multigermtubi' MB_m1
Lineage: Eukaryota; Fungi; Ascomycota; Leotiomycetes; Helotiales; Drepanopezizaceae
Source: RefSeq, a predicted model, not a curated record
AUGCCACCUCCACCCCAUCUCAAAGCUAAAUCGCAUCUUCUACAGACCCUCAGCAUAGAGAGCAUACAUUCGCAAGCCGUUAUCAUGGGUGAAUGCAAAACUCUCAUAAACAACCAGCCCCCAGCUUCAUUACAUGCAUAUCAGAUCAAGAUCGAAUUGGAUAAUCCCUCGGAACUCCAUCCAGAGACUUCCUCGCUCCAAACUGUUCUCCAUCCGCAGUCAGCUCCACGACACCAUCGACCACCAAAGCUCAUGUCAUGUGACUCGGGCCACUCAGAGGCCAACAGCACGAAGCAGCCUACUGAGUGGGAGAUUUUCAUGGAGCAGUCUAUCUUCAAGGCGAUGAGAAAUCCAUACAACGAUAUGAAGGCGAAAAAGCGACAACAAGCGAAGAUGCAAGCGGUGCAAGACGAAGCGGAAUGUGAUACUGAACGGAGGAAUACGGAGGCGUUGUCCACGAACUCCGAACGCCAAAGCAAUGCUGGAGACGGGGAGCUGUGA